AAUAAAAUGGAGAUCACAUGUAGUUUUCCUCGCAAGCUUUUCAAUCUCACUCUUCUUCUUUGGGUAUCACAUCUUCAGGCUACUGAUCAGUCUUUCACAAAUUUCAUAUUUGGAGACUCACUGGUAGAUGUUGGAAACAACAAUUAUCUCUUCACAUUGUCAAAAGCUGAUUCUUCUCCCUACGGCAUCGACUUCAGACCUUCUAAUGGCCAACCCACCGGAAGAUUCACUAAUGGUCGGACCAUUUCUGAUAUUGUAGGUGAAGCCUUGGGAGCAAAAUCAGCACCAACUCCUUAUCUUGAACCAAACACUGAGGUUAACACAAUUCACAGUGGGAUCAAUUAUGCUUCUGGUUCGGCCGGAAUCUUUGACGACAACGGUCUUUUGUUCAUAGGGAGGGUUCCGCUGAGAGAACAAGUGAGUUAUUUUGAGAAAAGUAGAGACUAUAUGGUAAGAAUGAUUGGUGAAAAUGGUACGAAAGAGAUGUUGAAGAAGUCAAUGUUCACAAUCACAAUUGGGUCCAAUGAUAUAUUAAAUUACAUCCAACCAUCUAUACCUUUCUUCUCUCAAGACAAGCUCCCCAUUGGUGUCUUACAAGACUCCAUGGUCUUUCAUUUAACCACACACCUUAAGCGUUUGCAUGAAUUAGGAGCAAGAAAGUUCGUGGUGGUCGGAGUGGGACCACUCGGUUGCAUACCAUUUGCUCGUGCCUUGAACUUGAUACCAGCUGGAAAAUGCUCUGACCAAGUCAACCAAAUCGUCCGUGGCUAUAACAUGAAGCUUAGACAUUCUCUCAGGACAUUGAAUAAUGAGUUAGGAUAUCACAACACUACAUUUGUCUACGCCAACUCUUACGACCUCUUCUUGAAACUGAUUUUGAACUAUCGUCAAUUUGGGUUAGAGAACGCGGACAAGCCUUGUUGUGGGGGCUACUUCCCACCCUUUACUUGCUUCAAGGGACCGAACCAGAACUCAAGCGAAGCGGCCUGUGAGGAGCGGUCAGAGUUUGUGUUUUGGGACGCGUACCACCCAACCGAAGCUGCCAAUCUCAUCGUUGCGAAAGCACUUCUUGAUGGGGACCAAACUGUGGCUACACCUUUUAACAUUCGUCACCUUAACCAUCUUUAAUCAUUAAUGUAAAAUCUUUUUGUGUAAUUCAUAACCAUAUAAAUAAACUUUGGCCUGACCGGUUGAAACGCAUCGGCUACGGUUGCGGCCGCGGAAGUUUGUAGA
Molecule: messenger RNA, 1233 nt
Organism: Brassica oleracea var. oleracea
Lineage: Eukaryota; Viridiplantae; Streptophyta; Magnoliopsida; Brassicales; Brassicaceae
Product: GDSL esterase/lipase At5g41890
Exons: 5
Coding region: 7-1128 (373 amino acids)
Molecular function (GO): hydrolase activity, acting on ester bonds
Source: RefSeq, a predicted model, not a curated record